CUGCCGUGUAUAGUAGUGCAUGGUCUUCGGUUAGGAGAAAGAUGUAACUUCUCCUUACCUACACACUGGACCCCAAUGCUUUUUGUAUUCAGCACGUCGACCGGUGAUACAGUUUAUGACCGCCUUGUUUCGUGUGUGAAGAAUGCGAACCCUCAAUUCUUUUGGAGUUCCAAUUUUUAAGCUCUGUGAUGAGCUGCUAAGUCGUCGAAUCGACAGUUCGGUUCAAAAAUGUAAGGAUUGGGAGCAAACUAAGCGUUGGGCUAGAUUGCAAUCUUUGGAUGCCUUCUUUAUGUUUCAACGUGGCCCCCACAAGUUCCUCCACGGGACGUAUCCUCGAGUGACCGAUGCCUUUACCAAGCGGCUUCUGCACAUAGUUCUGAUUGUUAUUCGGAAACAUCGAGGUGAAAAGUAUGCCCAACUUUUGUUGCGUUCUGUGGACAAACUCGAUAUUGCCCUUCAUCCGAGCUUCAUUACCUUUCUACUCCUCCUUUCGAAUAUCCACCGAGAUAUUGGUGUUCCAGGAUCCAUUCGGAUUCAAAAUCAAAACUCUCUUGGAUGUGACACAAAUAGCAACACUGCUCCUUACUACACUACGUUCGAGAUACCAGAUUGUUUGUGCAGCGAUUGGCACAACUUUGCUCUAAGCGGAAACCGAUGCAAUAGGCUCGUAACUUCCGCGCAGCCUAUCAACCCUCCUUACAUCGACAAGUCCGAGCCUUCCGAUUUCAGUCUGAAUGACAGAAAUCUGUUUACAAACCUCCUGUACUUCAGCCACCGUUUCUCUCUAGCAUCUCACUUCUUCGGAGCUUUUAGCCACAUUGGACCGGAAGCCCGACGGAUGCUCGCCAUCCAAGGCAGUGCCCCUCUUCAACUACCUCCUUUGAGUACAGACUCCCACAAAACAAGUGCCCUGAACUUUGGUCUUUCCCAGACUCCGACAUACGAGGAAAAGGAUGAGGGUUAUUCGGACACUUCUGACUAUCUCAAGCGCCCCACCUGCCUGAACGACGUAGAAGCACUUCAAUGGCUACGGAAUUUAAUCGCGGGUGCCACAGAAGGGAUCUCCGAUUUUUUGUUGAGCGAAAUUUGUCCCCUCCUUGUUGAUUCACAACCAAACUUGCACUGUUCCUCUAAGCCUUCAGUUGCUAUGCCGUCUAUGGGGCGGGGUAGGGGGCGAUAUUACUGGAGCAACAGAGGAUCCUGCAUCCCAUCUAAGGAACUUCCUUUUUUAACUGAGUCCGGACCCUGGGGAUCGUUGGCGCUGUUCACUGCCUUCUCUCAACGGUUCUCUUCCCUUACCUCCUUACCUCACGAAGAUGUCAAACAAUCUGGACUUUUCAUUGCAACUCCCUCCGCCCUGCUGAACGACCUCGAGUUCGUUGAAGCUCGGCUUAGUUUUUUCCAGGAUCUACUGCUCCUGCGAAUGGGAACGCAAUCGUCUCGUUUCAAAUGGGAAUUACCACCGAAUAAGGAAGAACAGAACUGUAAUGAACCUCUCGUCGGUCAGUUCCACUAUUGUCUCAGCUCGUUCGACGCUGUCAUUCUGGGCAUUUCGGAAUCAGUGUUGACCAACCUUAUACAGACCCAUUUGAUGUGCGGUACAUACUACCGUCGAUUAUGCUGGUUCAUGUUCUAA
Molecule: messenger RNA, 1636 nt
Organism: Dicrocoelium dendriticum
Lineage: Eukaryota; Metazoa; Platyhelminthes; Trematoda; Plagiorchiida; Dicrocoeliidae
Source: the annotation of a GenBank genome assembly